Molecule: messenger RNA, 702 nt
Organism: Huiozyma naganishii CBS 8797
Lineage: Eukaryota; Fungi; Ascomycota; Saccharomycetes; Saccharomycetales; Saccharomycetaceae
Gene: TAE1
Product: N-terminal protein methyltransferase
Exons: 1
Coding region: 1-702 (233 amino acids)
Biological process (GO): N-terminal protein amino acid methylation
Cellular component (GO): cytoplasm
Molecular function (GO): N-terminal protein N-methyltransferase activity
Source: RefSeq, a predicted model, not a curated record
AUGGAUCGACCUGAUGCGCAGAUUGUAUACGAAGAUGCCAUUGACUACUGGACCAGCAUCCCCCCAACAGUGGACGGUGUUCUGGGUGGGUAUGGUGAAGAGACAGUCGUUCCCGUGAUGGAUAUUCUCGGAUCUCAGCAUUUCAUACGCAAACUCAAAUCAAGGAUGGUCGUGACACCACCACACCAGAAAAUCGGUGUUGACAUUGGUGCCGGUAUUGGGAGGGUCACGAAGAAUUUCUUGUCCAAACAAUGUGAUUCUGUCGACUUGGUGGAGCCUGUAAAACCGUUCUGCGAUCAGAUGGGGGAGGAAUUGAAGGAUGCAAUGGAACAGGGCAAGAUCGGUACCAUAUAUAACGUUGGUAUGCAAGAUUGGACACCGGAGAAGGGUAAAUAUUGGAUGAUAUGGUGCCAGUGGUGUGUCGGACACCUCCCUGACACCGAGUUGAUUAAGUUCUUCAAAAGGUGCAUCGAUGGUUUGCAACCAAAUGGCACCAUUUUUGUUAAGGAAAACAAUACACCAUCGGACCAAGACGAUUUUGACGACACAGAUUCAAGUGUCACUCGAUCAGACGCCAAGUUUAAAGAACUCUUUGCCCAAAGUGGUCUCAAGUUGAUCGCUAUCGACCGCCAGAAGGGCCUCCCACGGGAGUUAUAUCCUGUGAGGAUGUAUGCAUUGAAACCAAUCGAAACAGAUUCCUAA